Messenger RNA from Neohortaea acidophila, 307 nucleotides. RefSeq lists its product as uncharacterized. The record is from RefSeq and is a predicted model, not a curated record. The transcript has a single exon. Bases 104 to 265 code for a protein of 53 amino acids. NCBI's taxonomy places the organism in Eukaryota, Fungi, Ascomycota, Dothideomycetes, Mycosphaerellales, Teratosphaeriaceae.
AUCGUCACUCGCACUCCCAUCCACUCAUCGAAUCCAUCAAUAAAGCAACGCAGGUUCUUGUAACAACACGCAAAGCAGAUUCCAAUCCAAGGCCGCGUCGCACAUGCAACGUAAGAAAGUUGCAAACUCCCAUCGUAUAGUCGCUUUUGCCCUUCGCCCCACGCGCUUUUGUUCCGAACGAAAAAGAGAAAAAGCAAACAGGAACAGCAAAACAGAAAAAACAACACGCAAUUCCAAUCGCUUGCUAUGCAAGGCUGCUGUGUAAAUGGUGCAUUGCCGCUUCGCUCGCUUCCCUUGCCAGAGAAGC